Danio rerio (zebrafish) is the source of this 1324-nucleotide messenger RNA. The record is from RefSeq and is a predicted model, not a curated record. NCBI's taxonomy places the organism in Eukaryota, Metazoa, Chordata, Actinopteri, Cypriniformes, Danionidae.
GUCCAUCUCUUUGCCCUGCCAACCCCAGCCCGGCUCAUGCUCUGCCGACCACAGCCCGGCUCCUUGCUCAAAAAUUGCUGUUUGUUAGUUGGUCGUUGUCGUUCAUGGUAUGUUGUUCCUGUAUCUUGUUAAAGUCUAGUUCAAGUUAAUCUGUCUUUGUUUCUUGUUUGUUUGUUUGCUAUUCUGUUACUUUGUUACUUUGUAUUUUUGUAUUUUUUGUCACUUCUCUGCACUCUGUGUUUUGUUCCUGUUUUGAUCACUCUAACGUGACAUCUGCGACAGAGAAACUAUGUGUUUUGGGAAACACUCGUCACUACAUCGUUCUUUUCCAGAACGAUGCAUCAUACUAUGAUAGUUCAGCCGUGAGUUACGUCGGUGUUUGGGAAACGCACCCCUGAUUGAUAGUUAUUCAGGCAUCUUUACACAGCAGAGCUCACAGAAAAUAAACCUGAACUGGCAUAAACUUUUGAAAUUUAUCAUUUACUCCAAUAACACAGUUUAAUGCAACACAGAGCCUGCUUUAGUGCCGCUUAAAGUUGCAGUUAGUUAAACUGUGCAGUACUUUUCUUCCUUUUCAGACUUGGAGCAAGAUGUUGGUUUUGUUUUUCUGUCUGCUCUCUCUGACAUUAGCGGCUACCGAAGUGGGUCUCGGUGGUAAAACUCUUUUUUUCCCGACCAAUACUGACUCCAGUUAUGUUCAAAUCGAUCCUGAUAAACCCCUGAGUCUGUCAGCGUUUACUCUCUGCAUGCGUGUCAGGCUGGAGCUGCUGGUCGAUAGGGUGGUCAUCCUGUUCGCCUACCGCACAUCUGAAGUUGAUGAACUUAACGUGUGGAGAGAGAAAGAUGGCCGUGUGGGUUUGGUUAUUCAGUCUGAUAAGGAUGCAGCAAUGGUUCACCUGUCUCCACGCUCCACAUUUCAGACUCACCUGUGCAUCACCUGGGAUUCUGCAACUGGUCUUACUGGUUUUUGGGAGGACGGACGUCGCAGUGUGUACCAAAUGUACAGGAAAGGUUACUCCAUUCGUCCUGGCGGCACCGUCCUGCUCGGACAAGACCCGGAUUCAUUUGUAGGUUCCUUUGAUGCAGCUCAGAGCUUUGUGGGAGAAAUAACAGAUGUGCAAAUGUGGGACUAUGUUCUGCCCAGCACUCAGAUUAAAGCGGUGUACUCAAACCAGGAUGAUCGUGUGAAGGGAAAUGUGUUUGAUUGGAACACCAUCAAAUAUGAUGUUACUGGAAAUGUGCUUGUGGUUCCAGAUAACUGACUGGAUCAGCUGUAAUGUUUACCCAAGAUUAACCAAACAAUAAAACAAUUCUGAAAACUACA